AUGUCGCUGCAACUGUAUCCAGCACCUUCGCUCCUCCUGAAUACUCCCUUCUGUGGCCACAACAACUGCACACACCUGGGCCUUGCCUCGCCAGUGCAGGCAGAGCACUUCUCUACUGCAUUCACCUCGAGCAUGGACAAUACUGCACCACUGCGUCACAAUCUGAAUGGCACAACCUCGCGUGCUGCCAUCAACAAGCAGAGUACCAGCCCGUCGCCCGGGGUCCAGUCAGCCUCCAUCGUCAUGACUGCUUCUCCGUACCACGAUCCAUCUCCAUCCGCCUCGUCAAAUCUGACCCUCUCAUCCGACGCAUCUCAGGAACGAGAAUCCAAGCGACCCCGAACCAUCCGAAGCCAAUCGGGAGCCGUCUCUGGAGCCUCGACCGACGGCGGCGACGCAACGGAGCAUCAUAGCCUACACGGUGCGCACGACCAUCUCAACAUGCACUAUUCACAAAAUCCCGGCAUGGUCAGUCAGUCAAGGUAUGUCAAGAUGGCCUCGCUCUUGAAUGCGGCCGUGCCAACGACACCCGCGAUGCCGACCGAUACAUAUCCAGUUAUGGGUGCACCCUACUGGAGCAGCAGCUCUCUCACCACAGAGGUCAUGGACAAGCCCACCUCGGGGAAUAGUGACGCUAACAAUACUCUCGGAGGACCAGGGCAACUCCCCGGUGGUGCUCAGUCCCAGAUGUAUGGAAACGGUGCGGCUUGGGCGGGUCACAACAUGCCGAUGCCAAUGAAUCCGAUUCCACAAUACGUGCCACGGCGGAUGACAAACGGCACUUGGGAGUCGGAGCUCCCGCACCACCAACACUCUCACCAGCAGAUGCUACCAGACGGUAGUCUCGCAUCGCCCUACGAAUCGUCAGCAGGCGCGAGCAACCCUUCGCAGCUUUAUGGCGAUUGUUCCAUCGUAAAUGGUCCGUCACACCGCAUCGUAACCUCGAACGGAUACGAGGCUCCCAACGGCCUCUCGACACCGACGGCGUCGCAUCACCCUCCCGGCGCGGCCUCGGGCUGGCCACAGUCGGCAUUCCACGGCCCCGGCGGCAGCAUGGCCGGCAGCCGGCUAGCCAUGGCCGGCCUGUCCAAGGACAUGAAGCCCAAGAUCCUAGCCUCGUCGGCGGCCAACGCGCUCCGGAGGAGCCCGGUACAGCAGCGCGCCACGACGCCGACGAAAACAGCCAAGGGCGCCGCCGGCGCUGCUGCUACUGCCACUUCGGCCACCGGCGCCGCCGCGGGAGGCGGCGACCGCACCACGCACAACGACGUGGAGCGCAAGUACCGGACAAACCUCAAAGACCGGAUCGCGGAGCUGCGGGCGGCGGUGCCCGCGCUGCAGGCGCAGCACGACGCCGAGUCGGACGGCACGACGAGCAACGCGGCGCCCAAGGUCAGCAAGGGCACCGUCCUGAGCAAGGCGACCGAGUACAUUCAGCAGCUCGAGCAGGCCAACCGGGUCAUGAUGAGCGAGCACGAGCAGCUCAUGGACCGUCUGCAUACGCUCGAGGCGAUGCUGCAGAAUGGCGGUGGCGGAGGCGGCCGCGGGCUGCCGCCGCAGCAGCAGUACGCGCCGAAUCAUGGCAUGGCCAUGUUUGACCCCAGAGGCUUCAGCUGA
Molecule: messenger RNA, 1617 nt
Organism: Cordyceps militaris CM01
Lineage: Eukaryota; Fungi; Ascomycota; Sordariomycetes; Hypocreales; Cordycipitaceae
Product: membrane-tethered transcription factor (predicted)
Exons: 2
Coding region: 1-1617 (538 amino acids)
Molecular function (GO): protein dimerization activity
Source: RefSeq, a predicted model, not a curated record